AUGCACAGUGAACAGGAGCAUCCACGAACUCGUCCCCGGGUUUCACGGGCGUGUGAGAGAUGUCGAGUCAAGAAAGCAAAGUGUGACGGCGAGAGGCCUUGUAAAAGAUGCAACCUCGACAAGGCGCUUUGCUCGUAUAAGGUACGACGGAAACCUGAAUCGGUCAACGCAUCUCAAAGAUACACUGAUCUUCUUCUCCAACAUCACGCCGCUCUCACAGCCGGCAUAUUGGAGCUCUACUCGCGUCUUCUCAACGGCCAACAAUGGGAAGGCCCCCCCGUCGAAGAAGUCAAUGGAAGUCCUAGUGUUCAUUGCAUUCUGGAACGGCUGGGUGUGGUAGAGAGCGAAGACGAUAUCGACCCAAAUCCCGAUCCCUCCGCCGUCAAAUGCGAACCGAUCUCACCUUUAAAUCCCAAAACUGUGCGCCCCAUACCCAAAGUCAAGAAACCACUGAGACCCAUGACGCGAAAAGGCUCUGAAGCCCCUGAAUCAAUACGGUCACCCGUCUCGACAACGACAUCAAGAACCGGCCCCCGGACCAUUGCACCAGACCUAUCGCCUUUUGACACAGAUGAAUCUUUCCCGUCCGCGUUCAUGAUGCAGGCAGCCUCGCAACCGUCAAGCUCUGGAGCACGAAGCGGCUCCUUCGACUCGUGCGGCCACAGCACAUGGGACUCACCCGGGUUUAGCGAAGAGUUGUUCACCACGCCAAUUCCCACGCCCACAACCUCCCCGAUCUGUACCUCCCAAUACCAGGAGUCUCGGCUUCCGUCCCAGAUUCAGACACAGACACAGACGCAAACACAGACGCGGUACUCGGGCCUGGCCAAUCAACCAAAUUACGUCCGAGACUCGAUUCCCACUCCGCUGUUGAUGCCAUAUACCUCCUCUCCGGACACGGGUACCGAAGGUUGUAACGCAGGAUAUUUCUUCGACGCCGCUGGUGGUAUGGGAUUGUACGGCUGGGACGGAAACGGCGUGGGAUUCGGUUCUGUCGGUCAGGACUAUAGUGCCUGGGACUCUGGUGUGUUUGUGUAG
Rhinocladiella mackenziei CBS 650.93 is the source of this 1038-nucleotide messenger RNA. RefSeq lists its product as uncharacterized. The record is from RefSeq and is a predicted model, not a curated record. The transcript has 3 exons. The coding region runs from base 1 to 1038 and encodes 345 amino acids. Gene Ontology annotation, biological process: regulation of DNA-templated transcription. Gene Ontology annotation, molecular function: DNA-binding transcription factor activity, RNA polymerase II-specific; zinc ion binding. NCBI's taxonomy places the organism in Eukaryota, Fungi, Ascomycota, Eurotiomycetes, Chaetothyriales, Herpotrichiellaceae.